Carassius carassius (crucian carp) is the source of this 1185-nucleotide messenger RNA. RefSeq names its product inactive ubiquitin carboxyl-terminal hydrolase MINDY-4B-like. Gene Ontology annotation, biological process: protein K48-linked deubiquitination. Bases 159 to 1109 code for a protein of 316 amino acids. Lineage: Eukaryota; Metazoa; Chordata; Actinopteri; Cypriniformes; Cyprinidae. The transcript is spliced from 8 exons. The record is from RefSeq and is a predicted model, not a curated record. Gene Ontology annotation, molecular function: cysteine-type deubiquitinase activity; K48-linked deubiquitinase activity.
UUUUUGUGUUUCAUCAUUAACAUAGAAAUCAUGCAUUCUGAAAUGGCAAUUACAGUUAGAGGAAAUGUGGAACCAUGUGGUAUUUUUGAGAGAAAUGUAUCACAGAUGCCAGUGUUUCUCUUUCUGUUCUCUCGCAGGGAGGAGCCUGUGCUAUUCAGAUGGUGGUUCAGGCUUAUAUUAUUAAAUAUUUGCUCUUCAACCAGCCAAUAAACUCAGAGUGCACAAUGCAAAGUAUGAUGACGGUAGCAGAGAAGGAACAGAGGAAGGCGCUGGCAGCCGCUCUAACUGACAUCUUGUGGACAGCUGGUGAGGAGCAGACAGCCACCGUCUGCUUGGUCAUGUCAGAGCGCUGUUUCACCCCCCACAUGGACUACAAACUGGACAACUUCACAGAGAGGUUGCAGCUUUUCACCUUUAAAAAUAAAGAUGAUGUUAAAUCAUUUAUAUGUGAGCACAUCCAAUGUUUUAAGGACGAAGGAAGCCAUGGAACCAUACUUUUUCUGUAUAGCCUUAUCUUCUCCAGGACUAUUGACAGGAUGUGGGCAGACUUCGACUGCACCACCACUCAUCUUUUGCAUGUGAGCUUGGGGAACUUUGUUUGUCGACAGGCUUUAUUAAACCUGUUGUUGACGGGCCGUGCGACCCCUCAUGUAUUCAACGGUACGUCCCUGAACGAUGAGCAAGACGAAGCACUCGCCCAGCCUCUCCACGGGGUCCUGACUCGCAGUCAUGUCGGAUAUCUGCUCUGGAACAGAGAACAAGUCCACCAUGCACAGCUCCCUCUGGUGGGCAGUAUGCUGAAAACCCCCAAGCUACCUAUCUGGGUGUGCAAUAUCAAUGGUACCUACAGUGUUUUGUUCAGCCCAAACCGUUUGCUGCUCUCUGACUGGAAGAUGGAGCAUCUUUUCCACCUUUACUUCUACAAUGGCCAACCAACUCAGCUCAACACAACAAUGCUCACUAUAGAUACACACUCCCAUCACUGGGAGGCUGAAAAUAAUGAUAUUCAAGGAGACCCAGAAAAAAAGUUUCCAUCUGUAGAGAUGACCAUUAGGACCAAGUGGGAGGGUUCUGGUAUAGACUGGAAUGGGACAGUGCCUUUUUUCUGAAGAGGUUUAUAGCAGGUCACCUGAUGUGUAGCAUACCUUUCCUGGCCUGUAAUAAAGAAUAUUUUAUUGGUUUUGA